Dioscorea cayenensis subsp. rotundata (Guinea yam) is the source of this 714-nucleotide messenger RNA. Its product is annotated as 60S ribosomal protein L12-like. Gene Ontology annotation, cellular component: cytosolic large ribosomal subunit; ribosome. NCBI's taxonomy places the organism in Eukaryota, Viridiplantae, Streptophyta, Magnoliopsida, Dioscoreales, Dioscoreaceae. Gene Ontology annotation, molecular function: structural constituent of ribosome; large ribosomal subunit rRNA binding. The record is from RefSeq and is a predicted model, not a curated record. Gene Ontology annotation, biological process: translation.
CUUGUGUCCAAAAACCCUAACCCUAGCACUCAGCGCAGCCGCCGCCUCGUCGAUGCCUCCCAAGUUCGAUCCCACCCAGGUCGUCGAUGUCUACGUCCGGGUCACCGGCGGUGAGGUCGGAGCUGCGAGUUCUCUCGCCCCUAAGAUCGGCCCUCUUGGGCUGUCGCCCAAGAAGAUCGGAGAGGAUAUUGCCAAGGAGACUGCCAAGGAUUGGAAGGGUCUCCGUGUGACGGUGAAGCUCACCGUCCAGAACCGGCAGGCCAAGGUCUCCGUCGUGCCGUCCGCCGCAGCCCUCGUCAUCAAAGCCCUCAAGGAGCCCGAGCGCGAUCGCAAGAAGACCAAGAAUAUCAAGCAUUCGGGGAACAUCUCCCUCGACGAUGUCAUUGAGAUUGCUAGGAUCAUGAGCCCCAGAUCCAUGGCCAAGGAUCUCAGUGGCACUGUGAAGGAGAUCCUCGGCACCUGCGUCUCAGUGGGAUGCACCGUGGACGGCAAGGACCCCAAGGACCUCCAGCAGGAGAUCACGGAAGGGGAUGUUGAGGUCCCGCUUGAGUGAGCCUUCUCAUUUGUCACUACUACUUUUCCAUGUUUCUGAUUGUGUUCCUUGGAGGUUUUCCUAGUCUUCUCAAUAUUGGGAUACUGAUCUACCAUUACAUGCAGCGUUUUAUUUAUGAAUUUUCGUUUGUUAAUCUUUCGUACUUUCUGAGAUUUUAGUAA